Molecule: messenger RNA, 2643 nt
Organism: Magnolia sinica
Lineage: Eukaryota; Viridiplantae; Streptophyta; Magnoliopsida; Magnoliales; Magnoliaceae
Product: putative pentatricopeptide repeat-containing protein At3g11460, mitochondrial
Exons: 1
Coding region: 1-2643 (880 amino acids)
Biological process (GO): RNA modification
Molecular function (GO): RNA binding; protein binding
Source: RefSeq, a predicted model, not a curated record
AUGUCAAGGCAAGGCAUCAAACCAAACCGGCUCACCUUCCCUUUACUUCUCAAAGCUUCCAUCUCUCUUUCUUCCCUCCCUCUCUCAACCGCCCUUCACACCCAAAUAUUCAAAUUCGGCUUCGGAGCAGAUAUCGUUGUCGUGACCGCUCUUGUCGAUGCCUUAUGUAAAUGCUCGGAUGUGGGUAGCGCACGUAAGGUGUUCGAUGGAAUGACUGGGAAAGAUGUCGCUGCGUGGAAUGCGAUGUUGUCUGGCUAUUGUCGAAAUGGGUACGUGGAUGAAGUUUUGUUAGUGUUCGCUCGGAUGCAAUCCUGUGGCGUCGAGCCCAAUUCAUUGACUCUCUCUAUUUUGCUUCAAACAUCUUCUUCUUCCGACAAUGGAGAUUGGAGGAGGCUUGGAAGGUGUGUUCAUGGUUAUGUUUUUCAGCGGCAGGCAAACGGAGGAGUUGGAGAUGUUAAUGACGUGUUCUUGUAUAAUUCUCUUCUGGUUUUCUACAACAAGAGCGGGAAUAUUGAAUUCGCUGAGUGUCUGUUCGAGAGAAUGUCCAGGAGAGAUGUGGUGUCUUGGAAUGCGAUGAUGUCAGGGUAUAGCAGAAAUGGGUAUGCUCAUGAGGCGUUGAGGACAUUUCAUCGAAUGCAAGCGGAAGGAUUCUGUCCUGAUCUUGUCACACUGGAGACGGCACUUCAGGCUUGUGCUCAGGCAGGAGAUGCAAUUGAGGAUGGUCGAUCAAUCCACAAGUUUAUGGUUGAGUGUGGAUUCUCUCUGAACAUUUACGCUGAGAAUUCACUUCUUCUUAUGUACUGCAAAUGCAGAGACAUAGAUUCUGCAGGCUAUUUGUUUGAUGGAAUGCGUGUUAGAAAUCUUGUCUCUUGGAACAUUCUGAUUGAUGGGUAUGUUCAGAAUGGGCAGCCCCAAAAGGCUUUACUCUUGUUCAAGUACACCCGAAUGGUUGAGAGGACUGUCAGCUCUGAUUUGCUGGUGAGUGCUCUCCAAGCUCUUAAGCUGUUGGGAGGACAUCCAGAAGAACAUAUAAUGUGUAUCCAUUGUCUAGUUAUAGUGACGGGACUUGAUUCCAAUGCUUUUGUUACUAGUUCCCUUGUUGCCUCGUAUGGGGAAGGUGGGAAUGUUGAGACUGCUCUUAGUUGCUUCAAUUAUUCUGCUUACAGGAGAAAUAGAACUAAUAGGGUAAGCUGGAAUACGAUGCUUUCUGUGUAUGUCUUUAACAGAUGCUGCAAUGAAGCAAUAGAACUCUUCCGAACAAUGCAGUUUGAGGCAUACGAAUGUGAUGCCAUCACUCUUGUCAAUGCACUGCUUGUAUGUACCCAACAAUCAGAUAUGAAACAGGGGAAGGCAAUUCAUGCUUAUAUAAUCAGGAACCAGUUUGAGCCAAACGUUGUUGUUACUACUGCACUACUGGAAUUGUAUCUUCAAUGCAAGUUGCUAAAUGUGGCAUGCUUAUUGUUCUCUAAGAUGCAUCGAAGGAACGUAGUCUCGUGGAACACAAUGAUAUUUGGAUGUUGCCAAAAUGGAUUUCCAGGGACCUCUUUGAAUCUCUUUCAUCACAUGCUACAACAGGACAACAUGGCACCAGAUGCAACCACCGUGGUGGGAGUUAUUGAAGCCAUUUCUCAGAGAGGAUUUGAGAGUGAAGGAAAAUACAUACAUGACUACGCAAUUCACUUAAAUUUAGAUAAAGAUGAGUUUGUUGUGAAUUCGCUGAUAGCAAUGUAUGCAGGGUUUGGCAAUUUCGAUAGAGCAAGUUUGGUAUUUGAUGAAGUUAAUAAACUCAGCACAGUUACAUGGAACGCCAUGAUCUCCGAGUAUUCUCGUCAUGGCUUGCCGGACAAGGCAAUAGCAGUUUUUCACCGAAUGAAGAUUGAAAGUGUGGCUUCUGAUUCAAUCACCUUACUUUCUAUCCUUCCUGCAUGUGCACAUUUAGCAUCCUUAAGCUGCGGUAUGUGGAUUCAUUCCAUCGUUUGUAAAACUGGGUAUGAAUCCGAUGUUUUUGUUGGAACUGCACUGAUAAACAUGUAUGCAAAAUGCGGUGAUAUAAAGAUGGCUCGUCUGGUUUUUGAGAGGAUGGGUUUUAAAACGACAGUUUCAUGGAAUUCCAUGAUUUGGGGGUAUGGAAUGCAUGGAAACGCAGAGGAAGCAGAAAAGCUUUUCUUGGCAAUGCAGCUGUUGGGACUAGAUCCUGAUAUUGUUACUUUUCUUGUCCUUAUAUCAGGUUGCAGCCAUGCUGGGAAUGUACAGAAGGGUCGUCAGUAUUUUGAUCUCAUGACCAGAGAGUAUUCAAUGUCACCAAGAAUAGAGCAUUUUUCCAGUGUGGUGGAUCUACUCAGCCGCAAUGGACUCGUCCAAGAGGCAUUUGAGUUCAUUGAGAAAAUGCCGGUUGCGCCACAUACAUGCACAUGGGGCCCUCUGCUUGGUGCUUGUCGGGUACAACGGGACAUCAGAGCAGGGUUGGUAGCAGCUGAGAAAGUGUUUGAAUUGGACCCUUUUCACUGCGGAUACCAUGUACUGCUGGCUAACAUGUACUCAGAAUCAGGACGAUGGGCUGAUGCAUCUAUGAUAAGAAGCAAGAUGAGAGAGAGAGGAGUCGGGAAACAGCCUGGAUGGAGCAUGGUUGACUACCACAUCUGA